Messenger RNA from Desarmillaria tabescens, 534 nucleotides. RefSeq lists its product as uncharacterized. The record is from RefSeq and is a predicted model, not a curated record. The coding region runs from base 1 to 534 and encodes 177 amino acids. NCBI's taxonomy places the organism in Eukaryota, Fungi, Basidiomycota, Agaricomycetes, Agaricales, Physalacriaceae. The transcript is spliced from 2 exons.
AUGUCGGGCAACGUAUCCAACAGCACCCCCGAGGGAGAAGCUGUGAAACAAUUACAUGCGUAUAUGAGAACCUCUGUCUUCGUUGUCGGCCUAAUAAUCAUGAUGCUUCGGAGGCCAUUAGACGAAGGCGGUCCACAGUCUCCAUACCGGUUUCUCUGGCAACCAGGCAAGGUCGAGUUAAAAUGCCGGUUUUGGGCCAAUUUGAAGGUUGAUACCAAUGGUAUAUGCUGCGCCAUGAUGACUUUUGCUUGGGAAGACUUGAUUCUAGAAUUGCCAGAUCAAUAUACAACACGUCCGAUCAACCGUGGGGCUGGUAGAAGAAUGUCGGAACGACACGACAACGCAGCUCUUUGUUGUCCAGCAAAGUACGGUACCAUCCAAGCGAGCUCAAUGGGCCAGAUACUGGCGGGGGACCAGGGACCAAGGAAGCGAAUCGUUCUGCAGGAAACAAGCACUGGCAGGAUACUUUUGAUGGAUGCGAGACUCGUGAUUCAAAUAGCCGAGGCUCGUGGUUGGUACGUCAGGAGAUGUUGA